AUGGUUUUGAUCUUAACUUUGGCAAGUGGAUCAAAUUGUCCAGAACGAAUACUUUUCAAGUUGUCUAGAUUAAAGUAUAUUUCGCCAUAUUUCAGAAAUUAUGAAAUAAACACAUUAAUUACAAAUCGGCUUCCAAUUUAUGAAACUUUAUAUAAUGUACAUUACACAUCAAAUGUAAAAUAUACCCAUACUUUUUUUGACCCUAGCUCAAAAAAGAGUGGAAUCCUUAAAUUCAACCGCUCCUUAUCUAAUCCUAACCUUAAAUAUUACAACACCGCUUCCGAUUCUCCACAAUCUUCAGAUUUAACACCCUCAAAUUCUGACACCUGUAUUAACUCUGAAGAAUCUAAGAAACAUAACAUCGAAAUAUCAUAUGAAGAGUACUGGAAUGACGCGGAUAUAGAAGAACUGGAACGAGAACACCCUGAACUUGUAGUCAGAGGAACAGUUUUCAUUCCAGCCUUUGCCACUUAUGAGUCCAAACUUAUACUAACAAACAGUACAAACAUAAAUCUAGCUAAUACAAACAUAAAUUUGAAUAAUAAUAUACUAAAGGAGUCUGAGGACCACUCUGGAGCUAAGAAGAAGGGAACGAAUGAGUUGAAGAUUUAUGGCUUUAUUUCCAGGAAUAGAGCGUUUCACGGCGAUUCAGUUGUUGCAAUUAAGUCGAGAAGGCAAAAAGCAGUGACACAUAUGCCAUCACAAUCUCCAGGUGCUAAAAUCGCGUAUAAAGAAACACCUGGAGAGUGCCGAGUGAUUAAAAUUCUUGCCAGAUCACCGAACCUUUCAAGCUUUGUUUCAACAUUUAACUUAUCUGAGUUUUUUGAUAAUAAAUUGGAAUAUGUGAGGUGUCAACCCAGAGAUACCAGAUGGCCUGCAUUUAAAGUAUAUAAAUCAGAUCUAAACACUGAUGUAACUACUGUAUUAAAUUCAUAUAAAUCUGAUUGUCCGAAUUCUAAGUUGGACAAAAAUAUUUUAUGUAUAAACCGUUUCGUAGAAUGGAAAAAGAGUGAAUUAGAACCAAAAGGAGGUAUAAUACGUGUUAUAGGGGAGACUGGUGACCCUGAUUCUGAGAUGGAGGGGACGCUGUUGUUUCAUGGCCUAGAUCCGAAGGGGUUUUCAGAGCCUGUUUUAGCCAACUUAAACGAGUUGAUAGAGGAGGGAAACAAGACAAAAUGGGAUAACAGGAAGGAUAUGAACCAUCUGUUUGUAAUUUCAAUUGAUCCUCAAGACGCCAAAGAUUUGGAUGAUGCACUUUCAAUUGAGCUAAUUCCCACUAAUUCACCAGAUUCUGCUGAUGGCGGUAUUAUGUAUAGAAUUGGAGUACAUGUGGCAGAUGUGAGUCAUUUUGUAAAGGAAAACUCAUUGGUGGAUUUGGAUGCAAGAACGAGGGCAACUUCAGUGUAUAUGGAGCAUCUGGUUUACCCAAUGUUACCCCAGCAGUUGAGCGAAGACUUGUGUUCACUGCUUCCAAAGAAGGAAAAGCUUUGUUUUUCAGUUUUUGUUGACGUCUGUGAGUCAGGCGAGGGUGAAAAAAUUGGAAAUGACCUGUAUAUCAGAGAUGUAAAUUUCGUUUUAUCUACAAUAACUAGCAAGAACAGACUCACAUACGAUAAUGCCAAAACAAUGUUAUACGGCUGUUUAAACGUGAAAAGGGGUGGAAAAGAGCUUGAUUUGGCAUCUUACAGCUUCAGUUAUAUCGAGAAGAUGAUAGAGGAUUUGGGCAUAAGUGACGAGACUAAGCUGUCGUUGGUGAGGCUUUACUACUUGUCACAGAAGCUGAGGUAUUAUAGGCUAAAACAACUCGGAGCAGUUCACGUGGAUAUUGACGGUUCAAUUAAGUGUCAUAUUCCUAAACUUACUGGCCAGAAUCAGAAGUCUGAUGAACCCAUUGAUAGAUACUUAAAUAACAAGGGGAAACUGGACAGACGUUACAUGUUGAGAGUUGAAAAGAUGCCGAAAGAAAGCCAUGAACUGAUAGAGGAGAUGAUGUUACUGGCCAACACACAAGUUGCUAAGUUCAUUUCAGAGAAAAUCGACCUCUACUUUCUAAGAAUCCAUGAAGACACAAGUAAGGCGGUUAAGUCCUUAAUAGCACAAAUGCUACCGAAGAACCUUAAAAAUCUCAUCCAAGUGGAUAAGAUGAAUGUUACUGAAGUUUUAAGCAAGUGCGAACAUUACAUGGACCCUUCAGCAUUCCAGUCCUUGAGCUUUUCAGUGCUACAAAAGUUCAAAGAAGCUAUCUACUCCCCCAUUUACAGAGAUGGUAAUACUCAAAACACUAAUACCAGUAACAGUGUUGAUACCAGUAAUAGUGUUGAUACUAGUAACAGUGUCAAUAGUAGUAACAGUGUUGAUACUAGUAACAGUGUCAAUAGUAGUAAUCCUGUUGAUUCUGUGAAUGAUGUGGGAAGAGUGGAAGUUAGACAUUGGGGGUUGGCGUUACCUGUGUAUUUACAUUUUACAUCACCGAUAAGGAGAUAUCCUGAUUUAUACACACACAGGAUGUUGAAGGAUAUUUUAUACGCAAAAGUUAGGAGUGACUCUGUGGACUUGCUUUCUAGAAUUUGCGAACGUUGCAAUUUGCAGAAGAGAAGAGCGUUUGACGCUCAGAAAGAGUAUAAAAACUUCGCAUUUAAUAAGUAUUUGCAGUUUCUAUCAUUCAUCGCACCGAAACUUGACAAAGCUUACCUGAAAACUGUAUCAAUUUCACAGCCGUUCACAUUAACUCAAGAUAGUUCUGAUGAGAGGAAAGGCGGAAACUCGGGAGUUUGGGGCUAUUUGUAUAAUGACGCUUGUGUAUCAAGUAUUGUUUUAAACCAUCAGGCAAACUCUCAGGAAGAAGCAGCUGUCAGUGAAUCUAAAAUCAGAAAGAAAAAGAGUAAAGUAAACGAAAUGGGAGAAAAAAGAGAUAUGGGAAAGAGUUCAAUAGUGUUUUAUAUCCCACUGUUAAACGAACAAAGGAGUGUAAGCUGUGAUUCACUGGGUGUAAAGCCGGUGAAUUUUAACUUUGAUAAGAAAAGUAAAAAGAGGCAAAGAGUAAAGAGUUCAAUUCUGAGCUCAUAUUAUCAAAACAGCCGAGAAUUAGAAAGUGAAGAGGAAUAUGGAAAAGGAAAGUCAGAAAAUCAAGGAACAAAAGCACAAGGAAUAACGGUAAUGAUGAAUACUAAGAGAUUACACUUUUACAUUUAUCAAAAAGCAAAAGUACUACUUAUACCAGGCUCGAAAAUGUGGACUGUAAGAUUACCAAUUGAUUAUCUCAAAUGA
Molecule: messenger RNA, 3267 nt
Organism: Theileria parva strain Muguga
Lineage: Eukaryota; Apicomplexa; Aconoidasida; Piroplasmida; Theileriidae
Gene: dis3
Product: DIS3-like exonuclease 1
Exons: 1
Coding region: 1-3267 (1088 amino acids)
Biological process (GO): mRNA catabolic process
Cellular component (GO): P-body; exosome (RNase complex)
Molecular function (GO): RNA binding; 3'-5'-RNA exonuclease activity
Source: RefSeq, a predicted model, not a curated record